Jatropha curcas is the source of this 2868-nucleotide messenger RNA. RefSeq names its product molybdenum cofactor sulfurase (LOS5) (ABA3) (gene ABA3). NCBI's taxonomy places the organism in Eukaryota, Viridiplantae, Streptophyta, Magnoliopsida, Malpighiales, Euphorbiaceae. Gene Ontology annotation, molecular function: molybdenum cofactor sulfurtransferase activity; pyridoxal phosphate binding; molybdenum ion binding. The record is from RefSeq and is a predicted model, not a curated record. Gene Ontology annotation, biological process: Mo-molybdopterin cofactor biosynthetic process.
CGGGAAAAUAUUUCAGUGGAAAAUAUGGGUCGUGUAUGACGGCAUCCUUACAUUGUUUUUGGGUUGCGGAAUGUAGAUUCUUUCAAUUGACAAAUUCAUUUCGCAUUCCAAACUUUCUUCAGCUGUAAGCACUAGGUAUAUACGCAUCGGUGAAGAAGAAGAAAUAUGGAUGCGGACAAAGAAGAGUUCCUAAGGGAGUUUGGCCACGAUUACGGUUACCCGAAUGGUCCCAAGAGUAUCGAUGAAAUUCGAGCUACUGAGUUCAAGCGAUUAGACCAAAAUGGUAUUACAUACUUGGACCAUGCUGGAGCAACUCUGCACUCGGAAUUGCAGCUGGAAGCAAUUCUCGAAGAUCUUAAUUCUAGGGUUUAUGGAAAUCCCCAUAGCCAAAGCGAAGCUAGUUCGGCUGCUUCUGAUAUAGUCAGGGAAGCACGCCAACAGGUACUUGAAUAUUUCAAUGCGUCUCCAAAAGACUACAAAUGCAUAUUCACUUCUGGUGCAACAGCAGCUCUGAAGCUCGUUGGAGAGGCCUUUCCAUGGAGCUGCAGGAGUAGUUUUAUGUACACCAUGGAAAAUCAUAACAGUGUGCUUGGGAUCCGAGAAUAUGCUCUCAGUCAAGGAGCUGCAGCCUUUGCAGUAGACAUUGAAAGUCCUGUGCGUCAUGAUGGAGCACCCAAAAGCCACAUGUCCACGGUGAAGGUAUCACCUCACCCAAUUCAACGAAGAAGUGAACCUGAACUUCUUGAAGGAGAGCUUACAGGUACUGCUUAUAACUUGUUUGCCUUUCCUUCUGAGUGCAAUUUCUCAGGUUUCAGAUUCAGCCUUGACUUGGUGAAGCUUAUGAAGGAAAAUCCAGAAAGAAUUUUGGGAGGUUCUCAAUUUUGCAAGGGGAGAUGCAUGGUCUUGAUUGAUGCUGCAAAAGGAUGUGCAACACAACCACCAGAUUUGUCGAAGUACCCUGCUGAUUUUGUUGUAAUCUCAUUUUACAAGUUAUUUGGCUAUCCAACUGGACUUGGUGCUCUCAUUGUUCAAAAUGAUGCUGCUAAAAUAUUAAAGAAGACUUACUUUAGUGGAGGCACUGUUGCUGCAUCAUCUGCUGACCUGGACUUUGUUAAAAGAAGAGAAAGUGUUGAGGAGCUUUUUGAGGAUGGCACUAUUUCAUUUUUGAGCAUAGCAUCUUUACGCCAUGGGUUCAAAAUACUCAAUUCUCUAACUGCAUCUGGGAUAUUCCGGCAUACGUUGUCACUUGCAAUGUAUUUGGAGAAGAUACUUUUGGCUUUAAGGCAUGAAAAUGGGGCUGAUGUCUGCACAAUUUACAAGAGUCAUUCUUCAAAGUUACUUUCUCAUGAAUUUGGUCCCAUACUAUCAUUCAAUUUGAAAAGACCUGAUGGUUCUUGGUUUGGAUACCGUGAGGUGGAAAAGUUGGCUUCCCUAUCUGGAAUCCAUUUACGGACAGGAUGCUUUUGCAAUCCUGGAGCAUGUGCAAAGUAUCUGGGAUUGUCUCACUUGGAUCUUCUUUCGAACUUGGAGGCUGGGCAUGUUUGCUGGGAUGAUAAUGACAUAAUACAUGGAAAACCAACUGGAGCCGUCAGAAUAUCAUUUGGUUACAUGUCAACCUAUGAAGACGCCAAGAAAUUUAUUGAUUUUAUCACAAGGUCAUUUGUAUCAAUGCCAAAUAAGUCUGGAAAUGGGAAUUUGUUGACAACAAGGUCCAUCCUCUUCUCAAGUGAAGGGCAUGAAAGAAGACACUCACCUGUGGGUUAUCAUCUUAAGUCUAUUACAAUUUACCCAAUAAAGUCAUGUGGAGGAUUCAGUGUUGAAAGUUGGCCUCUGAGCAGCACUGGUUUGCAACAUGACCGUGAAUGGCUUCUUCGGAGUCUGACUGGUGAAAUUCUUACACAGAAGAAGGUUCCUGAAAUGUGCUUUAUUGGAACUUCUAUUAACCUAAAUCAAGGCAUAAUGUUUGUCGAGUCCCCUCGAUGUAUGGUGAAGUUGCAGAUCAACCUAAAUAUAGAUUCUUAUACUGGUGCAAAAGAAGAAAUUCAGUUGCAUUCCAAGAGGUUUGAAGUACAUCACUAUGAAAAUGAUGUCAAUCUAUGGUUUAGCAAUGCUGUAGGUCGUCCCUGCACUUUAUUACGAUAUACUGGGCCUAAAGACCAUGUCUGCAGGAACAAGAAUAGAGGUUUCAACAUGUGCAGAGAUGUUGAUAACAGAUCGAGUUUUGCCAAUGAAGCUCAGUUUUUGUUAAUAUCAGAGGAAAGCGUAUCUGACCUCAAAAACAGAUUAAGCCUGAAUGAGCAAAAAGGAACUGGUGGACCAUCCAUUCAAAUAACUCCAAUGAGAUUUCGGCCCAACCUUGUCAUAUCUGGGGGUGAACCUUAUGCUGAAGAUGCAUGGCGAAGUCUCGAAAUUGGGAACAAGCAUUUUACAUCAUUGGGUGGAUGCAAUCGUUGCCAAAUGAUCAAUUUGGUGCAUCAAGGUGGACGAGUGCUGAGGUCAAAUGAACCUUUGGCAACUUUAGCUGCAUACAGGAGAGUGAAGGGGAAGAUUCUGUUUGGAAUAUUGUUGAGAUAUGAGAAGAGUGAUGAGACUGAGCUGCGGAUGGACUCAUGGCUUCGAGUGGGGCAAGAAGUAUGUCCAGAUCCAGAAUAGUGAUACAUGUAAUACGAGGAACACCAUAGUUAGAAAAUCUGACAAAAGGAUAAAAAAAUAAAAAUUCUGGACAUCUAUGAUACAUAAACAAGCCUAGCCUCCCAAAUGCAGGGACAUACAGCAUACACAAUGUACAGGGCGAAAUGUGAAAAGGAGCCAAACUUGCAAAUUUCGAAAUCUGGAAUAAAUAAAUAAACUUCUUGCUUUAUUGGUUUA